This is a messenger RNA of Cryphonectria parasitica EP155, 1425 nucleotides long. RefSeq lists its product as uncharacterized. The coding region runs from base 259 to 1098 and encodes 279 amino acids. Lineage: Eukaryota; Fungi; Ascomycota; Sordariomycetes; Diaporthales; Cryphonectriaceae. Gene Ontology annotation, biological process: mitochondrion organization. The transcript is spliced from 2 exons. The record is from RefSeq and is a predicted model, not a curated record. Gene Ontology annotation, cellular component: membrane; mitochondrion.
AUCAUCACCAUCAUCAUCACGACCACGACCGACCAACCUCAGCCCAGCGUCUACCACUCGAGCUGAGCCACUCUUCCUUCAUUUCUCUUUUAACUUUCCCCAGGUCCUCUCUCUUACUUCUAGCACCUGGCAAACGGCAUCUGCUGUGCCUUCUAGACGAGAAAUCCUCUCUCUCGGGUAGCUUAGCAUCUGCUGCCCUUGUUUUCUACAUACACACACUCACACUCUCACUCACACCCACCCACACCUCUCUCAACGAUGGCGCAAAUAAAUCCCAAUGCCCUGCGGAACAUCUACCGCUUUGCCAUCCCCGCCGCCCUCGGCGCAAGCUUUGUCAGCAACUCGAUAUACGACGUGCGCGGUGGCUCGCGCGCCGUCAUCUUUGACCGUCUCUCGGGAGUCAAGGAGGGUGUGAUCAACGAGGGCACACACUUCCUCAUCCCUUGGCUGCAGAAGAGCAUUGUCUUCGACGUGCGUACCAAGCCUAGGAACAUCGCCACCACUACUGGCUCCAAGGACCUGCAGAUGGUCAGCCUGACCUUGAGGGUACUGCAUAGGCCUGAGGUGCAGGCACUGCCCAAAAUUUACCAGAACCUCGGCCAGGACUACGACGAGCGCGUGCUCCCUUCCAUCGGCAACGAGGUCCUCAAAUCCAUCGUCGCCCAGUUCGACGCGGCCGAGCUCAUCACCCAGCGUGAGGCCGUCUCCCAGCGCAUCCGUACCGACCUGAUGAAGCGCGCCGCCGAGUUCAACAUCGCCCUCGAGGACGUUUCCAUCACCCACAUGACCUUUGGCAAGGAGUUCACCAAGGCCGUCGAGCAGAAGCAGAUCGCCCAGCAGGACGCCGAGCGCGCCCGCUUCAUUGUCGAGAAGGCGGAGCAGGAGCGCCAGGCUAACGUCAUCCGUGCAGAAGGCGAGGCCGAGAGCGCCGACGCUAUUGCCAAGGCCAUCGCCAAGAGCGGCGACGGUCUGAUCCAGAUUCGCAAGAUCGAGGCCAGCAGGGACAUUGCGAACACCCUGGCGAGCAAUCCGAACGUUGCCUAUAUUCCGGGCGGGCAGCAGGGGACAAACAUCCUGUUGAAUGCAGGCCGGGCAUGAGGCGGAGGACGACAAUAGGCGUGUUGCAGAAUGCAAAGACGUGUCAGCUGAAAGCAUCUUGGGGCUAUUAGCAAGAAGUUUGGGGGGGAGGGGGGGGGGAGGAGGAAGAAGAAAACUAAAAACAAGGGGCGAGUAAAGAAGCCAUCACAGAGGAGGAAGAGGAUGGAGGGGAGGAACCGCAUUGGGGAGGAGGCGGAUGAGGAAGUCCUCUUUUUUGGGGGGUUGCCAAAAUCAGCCCAUGUAAACCAUAUAUCAUGACGAGGCCUGGAGGGCAGAGCACUCGUCUACUCCACUAUUAUGAUGAAUUAAUGCCAGAGGAAGCACACC